Messenger RNA from Prorocentrum cordatum, 1245 nucleotides. The record is from the annotation of a GenBank genome assembly. Lineage: Eukaryota; Dinophyceae; Prorocentrales; Prorocentraceae.
CGACCUGGUGAUCGAGAAGCCGUUGAUCGUUCAAGCUUGGGCGAUCCACGCACCGUAGCCUGUUGGCUCAAGCCUUUUGUCUCGAGUCCUUCUUACCCGAGCUGUUUCGGGAAGUCGCCGUCGCGCCUGCACAGCCCAUCGCCCCCUCGAAUGUCCUCGAAGGGCGCCCCGGCGGAGCUGCUGGUCCAGACACACGCAUCGGACAGCGAGUCCUCCUGCUCGUCGACGUCGCAGCUCACCGCCGAGGAGGAAAAGACGCUCCAGUUGCCUCCCCUGAAGAGGCUGAUCAAGCUGACCACGGCAGCCUGGUUUGUCGUCGGGUGGAUGCUGUUCGUGGGCAAGGACAGGCUCACCGGCGCGUCAGAGUCUGAUGCCGAGAGCAUGACCGCCGUCUUGUAUUGGCAGGCCCAGAUCAUCACGACCGUCGGUUACGGUGACGUGUGCCCCGCUUCGAACGACAGGCGGCUAAUGGUGGCGUUCUACGUGCUGGUGGGGAACGUGAUUGCCGGCGUGGGCGUGAUGGACUACGUGACCAGUAUGCUGGCCCAGGGGGCGGAGGAGACCAAGAAAGGCAUGCUCUCAAAGGCCCUCUCGAAGUCGGUCGCCGCCAUGGGUGGGGGCUCAGGAGAUCUUCCGCAAGAGGCACCCGCCCCGGCGAGGGCGAUACGCGGGCCCCCUCCCGUGGUAAAGGCGCUCUUGGGACUCCUGGCGAUGAUCUUGGUCGGGACAGUCUUUUUCAGCUUUGUGGAUUUUUGCACCUGCGAUGAUUUUGAUGCGUGCGACGUGGUGCUCCCUCUCGGCGAGACGCAGGGAUGUCUGGAUCUCGGCGGAACUCCGCGCACCAUGAUCGAGGCCUUUUACAUGUCUGUCAUUACAUUAACCACUGUUGGGUUUGGUGAUUCUGUUCCGGGUAACUGGGUGGGUCGGCUUUUUGCCACUGUCUGGAUGAUGGUGGGAGUCGCUUCCAUGGGCUAUUAUCUCGGUCAGAUCGCGAAGGCAGUGACUUCAAAUUAUGUGAACAGUUCUGUUUCGACUGGCAUGAGUGAAGAGACUUUCCGGAUGAUCGAUGUUGACAACAGCGGCGCCCUUACAACGUACGAAUACGUAGUGUACAUGUUGUUGAAUUUCAACAUGGUUGACGCGAACGACGUGCAACAGCUGAUCGACGGGUUCAAUGAGAUGGACCGGAACCAGAGCGGCACGCUAGAAUACUCGGAAGUCAUGGGGACGACGUGCAAGAGUUGA